AUGUCAGCCUCUCACAGGUUCUUGAAUUUUCAGAAGUGUCCUCACGUCGGCUUGGUGGGAGGUGGGAGUUUUCUUGACUGUUCUUCUCAGGAAAUAUCAUUUGAGACAUUGUGGGGUGCCAAGAAUGAUCCAGUGAGUGCGGCCUUUACUCUGGAGCGCACAGAAGGGUCGUCGGCGCCCCUAGCGUGUCGGACGGUGGCCCAACAGAAGGGAUCCUCCACACACCGUCAAGUCAUCAGAAUAAAUACUGACUUCCCUUAUGCCCCUGUCACAGCCUCUCCAGCACAUGUAGCUCCCCGGACAUCUACAGUGACAUCUAGUAGUGGGUGUUCAUCUCUGGUGGAGCUGACUCCCGAGCCAGGUGCCUUCCGUCUACCUCAGCGUCUCCGCUGGGAACUCUGUCGUUGUCUCGACCCGCCUAAUGCACGAGGCAACGACUGGCGAAUGUUAGCUGCGAGACUUAAUGUUGAUAGAAUGAUCCAUACCAGGGUGUGCAACACCUGGUACAUCGUGAACUAGCUGUAAGGCUACAUUCACUAGUGACGAAUUACUAACUGGUAUACCCUUCUACUUGGAGUACCCAACUCGGCUGUGCAAUACAGUAAUUUGUGGUUCACGAGUCAUUGAUGGGUGCUGGUGGCUUCAGUCAGGAUAAGAUCUUCCUGGAGCAGGAAUCGAAUCACACCAGACCACAUGGGAUCUGUUCUUUUAGCAUUCUUUAUGUUCUCUGCACUAAAUGGAGGGUCUGCCAUUACUACACCAACAUGGUGCAAUAGAGCAUCUGUAACUACAUUUGACUUGCCAGGUAAGUGUUCAAAGGUAGGAUUGAACUCUUG
Molecule: messenger RNA, 836 nt
Organism: Cherax quadricarinatus
Lineage: Eukaryota; Metazoa; Arthropoda; Malacostraca; Decapoda; Parastacidae
Source: RefSeq, a predicted model, not a curated record